AAUACCAGUUGGAAACUUGGAAGACAACAAACCCUACUACCCCCUGGGUGGAUUCCUCCGCCGCGGCGGUCUUCGGCGCCGCUUUCAUUUGCUGCUCGCGGUGGCCCUCUUGUUCCAGAAGAGGGGAAAAUCGUUGGGAGUACUCGUGCUGCGGGAAAAAGGAAAAUAGUUAAGGGUCGCGCUGCGGCAAAAGGCAAAAUCGUUAAGGGUCGUGAUGAUUCGGAUGAGGACGAAAAGCCAUACUAAAGAACCAAAAUCAGACGGAUGAUAGAUUCCGGCAUUUCUAUCCCGACGAGAUCACUUACGACGAUCUGAGUGGCGAGGAAUUGGAACCAGAUUUUCAAGAAAAGUAUUUCCCUUUUCUUACCCAACGACGAAUAACCUUCAAUGAAUAUCAACAACGCGUAAUCUACAGCAAGACUUUUAGGCGAUAUUGCAGGCAAGCUAAUUCUAGUCAGGUAACUCUUCUACGUUAGAGGGAGAGAAUGAACAUCCUUGGUUUCGCUCUGUGUAGGACUGUCCUUUUGCGCAAGAUGUGUGACCGCAAUUGUCGGUUCAAGAACAUGAACAGGACUGUAUGAGCGGGGCACCAUCCAUAAGGUACUAGUACUAUUUGUUCAGUACAUAUAUUGGUUCUUUGGAGGGGAUAAUGCUUGUGAUGGGGGGUGAUCAAUAGCAAUUGAGUGAUUGCUUUUGUAAUGUUACUAGAAAGAAAUUAGGUCCGAUUUGGUGGGGCCACAAGGGUGCAUUUCAUAUGGCACAGGAAGGGGUUGGUUCUAGGUACCUAUAAUUAGGUGUUAGGAAUAUUUGUUUGGUACAUAAACUGGUUCUUUUUUGUUCUUCCUGGAUUUGUAUUAACUUGUUGCAUACUGAUCGGUUGGUGAAACGCAGUGUAGCCUUUUUUAUUGGCUAGAAAUCGUGUGUUUUUAAAAAUGCUUCUGGGCAUAAAAAAUGUUUACUUCCAAAAAAGAGAGAAAAAACGGCAUCCACAAUUUCGCGACGUCACUUCUGCGCGAGGGGAUAACAAAGAUAACGCGGAUCAAAUUGAGAGUCGUGUAGUACUCAAUCGGAUAAAACUCAAAUUUUGUGACAAGAACGAGUAUGAACUGGUGGCUAGGAAGAGUUAACUCCAAAAGUUAGUGAUAUUCCAUUUUUGUGAAAAUUUGAUAUUCCAACAAUUUUCAAAGUUAGUGAUCAAAUAUUUGUAAUGCAAUCUGAGCCGCACGAUGCAUCAGAUCCAAAGGCCAGAUUUUAUUCUUAUUUCUUUCACCAAGAUAUUCUUCGAGGAUCUCCAACAACCCUAGAAAUCGAUGGUGAUCUACAAUCCCUCGUUCCAGUUCCCCUCCCUCCUCUUGCUCAAUUGCAAGUUUCGGAAGCACACAGACAAAAUCUUUCGAAGAAUUUAGCUUCCACAGCCACUGGAUCGUCAAAAUUUCGCAUUGAAGCCGACGAGUGACCCGCUAGCUGAAGCCGCCGCAUGCAUUGACGGAGCUCUGUUACUCUCACUCCUCUUUUCUUUUUUUACGCAACACCACAAUCGGAAGAAAUAGACUCUGCCCGGCUACUCCUCCGCCGCCGCCGCUGCAGUUGUGACGCCGUCGCCGUGUCAUGUUGUUCAAUUUCCGACAAGGGUGGCAUAGAGUUGUCUUCUCUAUCACUUCUGUGUCAUAUAACAUCUGGAUGGAGCUCUUACACCUUGCCGUGCUACAAACGAGAUUUUCCCUCCUCUGGAUUACUCAAUGCAACCACCAUCCCACAAGUAUUCUAUCUCCUCAGAACCGAGUUUUUUGCAUCUGAACUUUUAGGUUGGUCUGCUGUUGAACUUUUUUGGGACAUUGCACCUAAGUAUAUGCUGAGGAUAUAGAUUCGGCUAAGGUGUGCUAUUUGUCAUCAAACUUUUGGUUGGAAAUGCUGACUCAAGGCUGAUUGAGGGUGAUCAUCAGGCUUAUAGUGCCAAAAUGUUAUAUACUUGAAGACAAAAUGACGACAAUAUGUCAUUACUACACAGACUUAUGGGUUUGAUUACAUGUAUCUAUGUUUUUCAUUAGGUUCUUGUUGAAUGUCUAGGACAAUUUUUGCAGGGGCGGAGGAGAGUGAUACAGUCCUUUGCUAUAUUGACCACGUGGGUAAUUGCCUUAGCUGGGAAAGGAGGUUAUGUUAGUUACAAUCUGUUAGUUGGUUGUUAGUUUGUUGAAAAGUUGUUGUGAUACAUUGUUAGGGCUAUAUAAACCGAUGUAUGUUCUAUGCUAAGGCAUGAAUAAUAAUCUGAAUUCAUC
Molecule: messenger RNA, 2276 nt
Organism: Cuscuta campestris
Lineage: Eukaryota; Viridiplantae; Streptophyta; Magnoliopsida; Solanales; Convolvulaceae
Source: the annotation of a GenBank genome assembly